UCUUGUGUAUUUUCCUCCCCUCAUUCUCCUCCUCGUCCUUGGCUCGGUAGUAUUCUAUUUUUCAUUUUCGUUGCAAUGCUCGCAUUAAUUUUUUUUCAUAGGAAUUGCCAUUUAGGUUUACUCAAUGAGUUACUUGGGCUAGGGUUGUUGCCUUACCGAUUUGGCAAGACUUUCACCAGGAGCAUCCAUGGUAGAGGGAGGAGGGCAAUGGGUACCACCGAGGAUGGGAGUGGGAGCAGUGGAGAAACCACACCUAUUAGAAAAAGUCGGUGAAGUAGCUUGGAGAGGGCGGCAUGGUGGAUCAUAGCUUUUGUCGAUUUCAGCUUGAGUAUGAUACGUUGGAGUACGUUGAGAUUGAGCGCAUGGCACAAGUUGGACAUGAGAAGCUUAAAGAUGAUGGCUUUAAUUUGCCAGACUGGCUCCAAUCUCUUAAUUCAUUUUGGGGACGCUUGUGUGCACUUUUUCUUUUUGGGUACAUUGUACUGGUGUGUUCAGUUUGUGAUACCCCCAUGAUACUUGCAAGUAUACAUCGCUUGUCAAUUUGCUCUACUAUAAAGCUUAGACACGGUUGCAAAGUUGAAGAUUGAAUGUCCUUCAUCCUGGAUAGUUUACGUUGUUGAAGUUGUUUCCUUCCUGCUGCACCUACCAUUAUGUGAUUCUGCACAAUGAUAAAAAUAAAUAAAAAAUUCUGUUAUUUUGCA
Messenger RNA from Rhododendron vialii, 701 nucleotides. Its product is annotated as THO complex subunit 2-like. Gene Ontology annotation, molecular function: mRNA binding. Gene Ontology annotation, biological process: mRNA processing; mRNA export from nucleus. The coding region runs from base 294 to 587 and encodes 97 amino acids. The record is from RefSeq and is a predicted model, not a curated record. The transcript has 2 exons. Gene Ontology annotation, cellular component: THO complex part of transcription export complex. Lineage: Eukaryota; Viridiplantae; Streptophyta; Magnoliopsida; Ericales; Ericaceae.